UGAAAAAUUAGAAACAUUGUCGACCAAACAUCAGGAGCAUUAUAGGGCUGAGCUACAUAGUUUCCGAGACGGCAUGACAGCUCUCAUGAAAAAUAUUAUAGUUCAGACGAAGGAGAUUACUUCAAAGGAUUGCAGUAUGGCUAAGAAAUACAAAGUUGACAUGAAAACGGCUACGGAACAUAUAGAACGCGAGAUACUCAACUGCUCCACGACACUGACGGAAGUCAUACGGCAGGAGCUCGGUAUCUUCAAGAGCGGGGAGGUCUCCAAGACCAUGAAGAAGGAGAUCAGGAAGCAGGUGGCGAAGUGUGAUGAUGAGGCGCAGCUGGCAGCUAAGGGAGCCUGCCUGGGACAGCUGGCUGUGAGCCUGGAGCUGCAGGAGAUGAAGUUACGGGUGGUUCAUAUAUUUAUGAAAUCCCGCAUGGAUUUCCACAUGUUAAGUCUGGAAGAAGCAUUGAAAUCAUGCAGCAUGCUGCCGACACAAAAACUGAUUGCGUUCUCCAGAACAGAGGUCAUCAACGUCAUCAACUGCAUGCUUGAAGGGUACACCAGCCCUUUGACCGCCUUAGAUUUUAACCUGAAAACAAACCCAAUGAACACGCAAUUGCGGUCGUCAGUAGCUCUUCCGUUGAAUGACUAAGUAGGUAGACCUAUUUAGUCAAAAACGAAAUACCUACCUAACUAUAAAAUCCAAAUAAAAACCAAAUUGACUUUAAUUUCAACUCCUAAGCUCCCGCCACGGUGGGCACAGGCAGCGCAUCGGUGACACCGAA
Messenger RNA from Plutella xylostella (diamondback moth), 773 nucleotides. RefSeq lists its product as uncharacterized. The record is from RefSeq and is a predicted model, not a curated record. Lineage: Eukaryota; Metazoa; Arthropoda; Insecta; Lepidoptera; Plutellidae.